AGAGCGCACUCCGCUAGUUGCUGUAUUCUAGUGGAAGCGCACGCUUCCUGCGGUCGCCCAAUCAGUCCUCGUUGUAGCGCUCGCGACUGCAGAGGCACUUCACACACGUCGGCGUCGCGAUUUUGCACAUCGGCGGUGAUAAGAGCUCGAGCCGCGACUUGAGGAGUCAAGCGGUCUGCCGGCACGUGUGUCAAAAGGUGCUUAAAAACAAGAGGGACGGGUGAAGUCAGGACUGGAGCGAGGUGUGGAGGCAGAGGAGAAGAGGAAGGGCGUUUAUCCGUCCGCUGAGCACCGCCCGGGUCGGGGAGCACAUCCUGGUGCUGCCCUGUACGCUGUGACCUCUGACCCUGGAAUCCCCCGCCUCCCCUCCCAUAACAAAAAGAGCCCUCGAGACCAAAUAUUAGAGCCCAUUUAGCUUCAUCUCCCCCCAUCCGACAGCCGCCUACACAAAGGAGAGGACGUCAUUAAACAAGGAGAGCUGAACAGAGAGAGAGAGAAAAGAGAGAGAGAGAGAGAGAAAGAGAGAGAAGAAAUAAGAAAAGGAGGCAGAAAAUAGCAGCCCAUUCAAAGUGAACUCUGGCGGCUAUUUCUGGGUUUCCUGCGGGCUAGCAGGGCGUCUGGUUCAGCCGCGAACUUGGCGGGCGGAAUAAAGGAUUCCCCGCGUCCGGCCCGUCCAUCCGAGGGUGCCGCGUAAAUACCAGAUACGGAUAUCAGCGCGAUUGGCUGCUUCCGACAGGAAACCCGGCGAAACCGGCUAACUUUAGCCGGGCCCCGGAGAAGGAGCCGGGCCAGGAGAUCGGCGCCCCGUCGCCUCCUCCAGAGGGGCGACUCCCCGGACCCCCCAAAACGCCAGGAGGUUCUCUCCGGCUCGAGAAGGAGAACCUUCCGGAAGCUCCUGACCGGAACGUUCCCGCACCCGAUAUCCAGCUCUGGCGAGAGAAAGGAGGACAAGAAAAAAAGUCCCCUAGGCGUCACCGGAGCGUCGGCGGAAGGCGAAGGAGGUGGUCGCGCAGAGAGGAGUGUCCUCGCUCUUCGGGACACGCCCACUCGCCCCUCCGCCUGCUUUGAUGUCUUUGACCAGCAGGGCGGCGCAGCAUGAAGCCCCUCACGCCCAUCGGCUCGCCCUCCCCCCUCCGGCUCCUGAACAAGGGGCCCGACUACCUGCGUAGGCAGAUGGACGGGGGCGGGCGGGGCCGCUCCGUCAGCGCGGUCGAGCGGCUGGAGGCCGACAAGGCCAAGUACGUGAAGAGCCAGCAGGUGAUCAACGCCAAGCAGGAGCCCGUCCUGGUGCCCUGCGCCACCCCGCCCCCGCCCCCCCGCCGGCCCCUCACCGUCCCCGGGGCGUCCACCGCCUCCUCCAUCCCCCGGCUGUCCCCUCGCCGCCUCCCCGCCGCCCCCUACUCCUCCCCCGGGCGGCUCGCCCCCCACGACCGCGACGAGAACGAGAACGAGAAUGAGGAGAACGACGCCAAGAAGGAGAACCGGCAGGUGGGCGUGGGCGUGGGAUUGGACGUGGAGGAGCGCAACCGUAGCAACGCGAACAAAGCGGGGUUCGCGGCGGUCGCCACGCCGAUGAAGACCACCAUGACGACGACCCCUAUUCUGCUGGUGGCCCCCCACAGCGCCCCCGUCCUUCGCAGGAGCACGGGGAAGAGGAUGCUGCGGCCCGACUCCCUGGUCAUCUACCGGCAGAAGAAGGAGUGCAAGACCCCCAGCGGGGGGGGCGGAGGAGGGGGGGGCACGGGCACCAACGGGGAGCUGAAGGGAUACAGCUUCGUCCGCCGGCUCUUCCAGGGCUCCAUGCGGGAGAAAAGCGGGGGCGGGGUGGAGGGGGGGUCCCCGAAAAUGGUCAUCAGGGAGGAGGAGAGGACCCCCUCGUGCGACGUGGACUCGCGCAUGUCCUGGACCAAUGAGAGCGGGCAGGAGAGCAGGAGGGCGGAGCGUCGGCCGGCCACGCCCGCCGGGACCUGCGCGCUGGAGAGGGCUCGAAACGAGGCGCACCUGAACGGGAACGCCAUCGGGAACGCCAUCGGGAACGCCAACGGGAACGCCGCGCAGGACUGCGGGGACCCCUGGGAGCCGGUGGUGCCCCGGCGCGGGGGGUCGCGGGGGGGGCUCCAGCGCUCCAAGUCGGACCUGCGGCUCCGCGGCUCGCUGGCGCUGUCCGAGCAGGAGCGCUUCUUCGACUUCUGCGGCCUGGACCUGGAGCUGGUGGAGCGGCUCGGACCCCACAACUUCCUGUCGGGCGCCAGCUCGGUGGACACCCUCUCGCUGGUCCUCCGCAGCGUGAGCGGGGGCGGGGGUGGUGGGGGCGGGGGCGGCGGCGGCGGAGGGGGCGGGGGCUCGGAGGCCAGCGAGUUCUCCCGCCGCUCGGGGGAGGGGCUGUUCCAGGAGGAGCUGACCGAGCAGCUGCCCACGGGCGUGUCCAUCAUUGAGAGGAACGCCCGCGUCAUCAAGUGGCUGUACAGCUGCAAGAACGCCGUCCACGAGGGCCCCAAAGAGUCCACCGUGUAGCUGACAAAGGAGUAUACUGCAAUAUAUUGUACAUAUGUGGACUAUAAUGAUACAUAUAUUUCACAGCAGCGUAUUGUGAAAUAGGAAAAUAUAUAUAUAUAUAUAUAUAUUUCAAUAUCUGCAACUGGAAAUAAUUUUUAUAUUUGCCCUUAUAUUGUGAAGUGUUGCAGUAUCUUGAUAACAUAUAUUUUGAAUAUAUUUUUCGGUAUAUUGCAUUAUCAUGAGGGUUCCUCUUGGGCCUGUAGGCUGGACUGAGGCUCUGUUCCUGGACUGUAGAAUUUCUACUCUAGACAGGUUGUUAUGCUGUAUUUAUGUUUUUAGUUUCUUUUUUUUUGGAGGGGCAGGUGGGUUUCUGAGGGGCAUUUCUGCGAUAAGUGCACUACUCCUCUACGACAAGUGGAAUCCUAUUCUCAUGCUAAUGAUGUUUGUUGUCUGUGAAUGAACGGUCGUCCUGACGAUGGUUAGGGGAACACUCCAUCCUUGCCCCCCUCCCCCCCGACUCCCCACCCGUAUUCAUUCCUCUUGCUCUUCCACAAUUAGCCAAUUAACUCUCAUCUCUUCAGUGAUGUCAUCUCCUUGGUUUCUCCCCCGCUACCCCGGAAUAAGAGGGCACAUAAAUUAUAGUAGAUGAGAACUGUGUGUCGGCACGUGUGUUGCCGCAGUCAUUUGUCAUGUUAAAUGUGCGAGAAUCCUCAUAUUCCUUCCUCUCAACAUGUAGUUUAUUUUGUAAAACCACUAAGCUGUUUUUUUUUUUUUUUGUUUUGUUUUUUGGUAUUUUUUUGUUUUCUGUAGACCGGAGACGUAGAUGUGUUAGGUGUACCGUGCUUACCUCAUUCCCAAACUGGCCCAGUGUGUGUGUGUGUGUGUGUGUGUGUGUGUGUGUGUGAGUGUACGUGCGUGUGUGUGUUUUUUUCUACUACUUUUUGACGCAGGCGUUGGAACAAACAUGCAAGGCUCCCCUAUUGGGCCCUUAAUGCACUGAACAGGAUGGAGGGGAGGGGGGAGGGGGCGGGAGUCUACGUGAGAGAGAGAAAAGAACAACAUAUAUAUUUUUUUAUUUAAAGCAUAAGUUUUUUUUAAAAAGCUCAUUGCAUUUGUAAAAUAUGUACAAGGGAACCUGGGGACUGGCGGCCAUUUUGUCUUGGCCAUUCAAACUCAGACCUCUGGUAGACUGGUUGGCCUGGUGGCUUCCUUCUCUGGACACUGCUGUGACAGAACACCCUUCAGAGCCGUGAGCAGUCAGUCAUGUGAUGGUGAUGUCAUUCUAGCUCCUCCUCACCCCCCCCCCC
Molecule: messenger RNA, 3803 nt
Organism: Anguilla anguilla (European eel)
Lineage: Eukaryota; Metazoa; Chordata; Actinopteri; Anguilliformes; Anguillidae
Source: RefSeq, a predicted model, not a curated record